Messenger RNA from Salvelinus sp. IW2-2015, 715 nucleotides. It is a transcript of the gene cmtm6, whose product is annotated as CKLF-like MARVEL transmembrane domain containing 6. Lineage: Eukaryota; Metazoa; Chordata; Actinopteri; Salmoniformes; Salmonidae. Gene Ontology annotation, cellular component: membrane. The record is from RefSeq and is a predicted model, not a curated record.
UCAUUUGCGGAAGUGUGGGUCUAGGUUUUAAACAAGAACGCAACAACAAAGGGCAUCGCAUUGGAAAGUCGUGGAAGUACGAUAUCUAUCGCCAAGCCAUACCUAUUCAGUUGGUUGCUCCAAACUUGACGCUCACGCCAUGGCUGCCGCGGAACCAGUCUACAGUCCAACAACAGUUUCAGAGGCCAAAUCCAAAAAGUGGUUAAUUGUACCAACAGAUAAUUUGGAUAAAGUCAGAUGUUUGAUAAAGGUGGUGGAAGUGCUCCUGUCGUUUGUGGCCUUCAUUCUUGAAGAGGUAGUGACGAACUGUAUGAGAUGCUCUCCGCUGUACUUCUUUGAGUUUGUCAGCUGCACAGCCUUCCUCUUCACAGCUCUCCUCCUCAUCCUCCUCGCUACCACCCUGCACAAGAGAGUGGGCAUCAGCAGCUGGCCCUCCCUGGACUUUGUGUACACAGCUUUGAUGGCUGCAUUCUUCCUCAUCGCCUCCAUUGUGUUUGCCUCAGAUAAUGGUGGAACUGACCUGGAGAAGGCUGCUGUGGCAUUUGGCUUCCUGGCCACUGUGGCAUUCCUGGUGGAUGCUGGCUGGUUUGUGAAGACCAGGGGUUUGCCUUUUAAAAAGACCAACCAGCAAGCCGCAAGCAACGGCGGGGCGCCCGUGGCAGAGGCCGAGAAACUCAACAGGGAACAGAACGAAGCAGACUAGACCCCACAAUAC